This is a messenger RNA of Terrapene triunguis (Three-toed box turtle), 999 nucleotides long. Its product is annotated as 3-beta-hydroxysteroid-Delta(8),Delta(7)-isomerase-like. The transcript has 2 exons. Gene Ontology annotation, cellular component: membrane; endoplasmic reticulum. Gene Ontology annotation, molecular function: C-8 sterol isomerase activity; cholestenol delta-isomerase activity; steroid Delta-isomerase activity. The coding region runs from base 476 to 919 and encodes 147 amino acids. The record is from RefSeq and is a predicted model, not a curated record. Gene Ontology annotation, biological process: cholesterol biosynthetic process. NCBI's taxonomy places the organism in Eukaryota, Metazoa, Chordata, Testudines, Emydidae.
GUGCCACCCGCUUCUCCCCCACACAUCCUGGGAAUGUAGCUUGCCAGGUCCCAAAAGAUCAGCCGGGUUUGCUGCAUCGUGCCAUGGCCUUUUCACAGCCACGCCGCUCGUGGGUUGGUAGGUUCUGGGGACAGAAGGGGCCGUUGUGAUCAGCACAUCCGACUUCCCGGACAACAGAGACCAGAGAACCUGCCCUGUCGUGCCAGGCGCUGCACGGACCCACCCCUGAGAGCAGGGCCCCUGUUGGGUGCUGCAUAACCCCCCUCCCCACCAGCCGCUAGAUCGGGGCCCCGGUCCCCGCACAGCCCCUCCCAGAGGGAGAUCACAGCCCUUGCAUUGCUGGGUGCAUGAAGCCCCCCAUUGUGCCUGGCGCUACACAGACCCCCCCCCCCACUGAGACCCCAAAGAGCUUCCAGUCUAAACACACCCAGGCAGGACCAUUCUCCUCGUGGUACAGCUGGAGAAACUGAGGCCAAUGGGGUGCGAGCUGAGACGCAUGGUUGGCUGGGAGGGAUGGGAACGGGGGGGCCUUAGAAGUUGGGUUAACCCUUGGGUGCCUCUCUCCUCUGUCUGCAGAGAGGACAAUUUCACCGUGUGCAUGGAGACCAUCACUGCCUGGGCGUGGGGCCCGCUGAGCCUCUGGACCGUGCUGGCCUUCCUCCAGCGCCAGCCCCACCGCUACGUCCUGCAGCUGGUGGUGUCGCUGGGCCAGCUGUACGGCGACGUCCUGUACUUCUACACCGAGUACCGAGAGGGCUUCGCCCACAGCGAGAUGUGGCACCCGCUUUACUUCUGGUUCUACUUCGUCUUCAUGAACGCCCUGUGGAUCGUCAUCCCCUCCAUCCUCCUCCUCGAUGCCUGGGGGCACCUGAGCGCUGCCCAGAGGGCGCUGGACUCUGUCAAGCCCAAGAGACACUGAUGCCUCACUCCCCCCCCCGCCACCCGGGGGUGGGGGUAUCUGGCACAAAACCGCCCCAGGGGGCUGCAGGAUGAAUGAUG